Molecule: messenger RNA, 1129 nt
Organism: Juglans regia (Persian walnut)
Lineage: Eukaryota; Viridiplantae; Streptophyta; Magnoliopsida; Fagales; Juglandaceae
Exons: 5
Coding region: 356-841 (161 amino acids)
Source: RefSeq, a predicted model, not a curated record
GAAAUCAUAAAGAGAGAAAAUAUGGCAAAAGAGGGAGAGGAGUUGGGGGGUAUAUUCUAGGCUUCUAGCCAUGAUUUGAACAAGCGAAGAAGCAUAUUCAAUCGAGAGAGUUCGUUAAGUAAGAAGGAACCUUGACGAGACGGAAGCUUGCUUCCUCCCUCUUCUCUCCAAACGAAUCAAAGUCGCCACUUGAACAGCGCCUUUUCCUUGGCUUUCCUCCAUUCACACCGACCACCUUAUAGUUUCUCUCUAGACGAAAGAAACAAGGAACAGGUAAUAGCAUCGCAACGUAGUAAUAUUGUAGAAAAAUCCAGACUUGGGAAUCCGGUUAUUGUAGCUAAAGAGGAAGAGCGAGAUGGAUGAGGCCGCGGAUACAUCUGUUUCGUCGUCCCUGUCAUCCACAAUCUUUACGAAUUACCCUCUCAUUUCUGCAUUCGCCGCCUUCGCUCUUGCCCAAUCCAUCAAGUUCUUCACCACCUGGUAUACUGAAAGAAGAUGGGAUUUCAAGCAACUCAUUGGAUCUGGUGGAAUGCCAUCAUCUCAUUCCGCAACUGUAACUGCUCUAGCUGCGGCUGUUGGGUUCCAGGAAGGCUUUGUAGGAUCCAUAUUUGCGAUUGCAUUGGUCUUAGCAUGUGUUGUGAUGUAUGAUGCCACUGGUGUGAGAUUACAUGCUGGACGCCAAGCAGAGGUCUUAAAUCGAAUUGUAUAUGAACUUCCUGCUGAGCAUCCUCUGGCGGAGAGUAGACCACUGCGUGAACUUCUUGGUCACACCCCAUUUCAGGUUAUUGCUGGUGGAGUGCUCGGGAUUGUCACGGCAGCUAUCGGCCAUUUGAUACCUUGACCAGCAGCUGAGUUUGAUGCUCAUGUAGAUCACGGAUAUCAUCAGGCAGCAUCUCUGAUUACCACAUGUAUUUGAUGAAGCAAGAGAGUACAGAAUUGCAACUCAGAAGAUCCGUCAACCUUAAUUCCUUAGAAAUAUGUAGCUCUUGUCUGCAUAUUCUUGUAUUGAAAUGCUUUCUUUUAAUAGAAGUCUGCUAGCAUUCAGAAGAUGGGAUUUGAUUGAUUCCAUAGUUUUUUAUGUAACAAAACUCUAUAAACCUAACAAAAAAGACGAUUCUUGAUUGUACCA